This is a messenger RNA of Salvelinus sp. IW2-2015, 934 nucleotides long. Its product is annotated as desumoylating isopeptidase 1. Gene Ontology annotation, biological process: protein modification by small protein removal. The record is from RefSeq and is a predicted model, not a curated record. Gene Ontology annotation, molecular function: peptidase activity. Lineage: Eukaryota; Metazoa; Chordata; Actinopteri; Salmoniformes; Salmonidae.
UUUUGACAGAUGUAUUUUGUUUUGAGUCACAGUGACACAGCAACAGCUGACUAGCAUGUUUGUUAAGAGCUUCGUUACGGUCGUGACUCGUGAAUUUGUCUCAAUUAUUAGAUAUUCGUUGUAAUUAAGCUUAGCUACUAUAUGACUUUUUAUUUUGCCCAACAUACGGCAUUUCGGACUAUUUGUGUUUUUCUAUUUGCGGAACCAGAACGAAAUAUAAUAACUUAACUAGUUACGUUAGAUAACACUACGUCAGCYAGUCGGAUAGCUAGCUAGAUAAUACUAGCUAGCUAGUUCGUACACAUUGAAGACAACACAGCACUCAACCUAAUUUUACACCACCAAGCUGAAUUAUGGAUCCAAAUAACACCUCGUACGCUGUGAAACUGUACGUUUACGAUAUAUCUAAAGGAAUGGCUCGCCAGCUGAGCCCCCUCAUGCUAGGUAAACAGCUUGAUGGAAUAUGGCACACUGCUAUUGUUGUACAUGGAGAGGAGUUUUUCUAUGGGGGAGAUGGCAUCACAAACUGCCCACCUGGCGGAACGUCCCUGGGACAACCCAACUCCAUAAUAGACCUGGGCACCACAGAGGUGACUGAGGAGAUCUUUAUGGAGUACCUGUCUUCACUGGGAGAGUCCACGUACAGGGGGAACCAAUACCAUCUGUUUGAGUGGAACUGUAACACGUUCAGUAACGAAGUGGCCCAGUUCCUCACCGGCAGCAAGAUCCCUGCCCACAUCACAGACCUGCCGGCUGAAGUGCUCUCCACGCCUUUCGGCCAGGCGCUACGCCCUCUACUGGACUCCAUCAAUAUUGCACCUCAGGGGGGCAACACCUUCAACGGACACUAUGGCCAGAGAUAGACCAGAGAUAGACCAGAGAUAGACCAGAGAUAGACCAGAGAUAGACCAGAGAUAGACCAGAGAUAGACCAG